This is a messenger RNA of Paramuricea clavata, 1674 nucleotides long. Lineage: Eukaryota; Metazoa; Cnidaria; Anthozoa; Malacalcyonacea; Plexauridae. The record is from the annotation of a GenBank genome assembly.
AUGAUUGAAGAUGAAAAACAAGAUGGUUCAGUUGACUUUCCUGUUGGAGACAAAGCAUAUAUUUUUGAUGCCAUGGCAAUAUUACAAACAUUGACAGUUCUCCCAGCAACAUUUGGAGAACUUGCAACGGAUUUGCUGGCUAAGAUCGUCAACACUGCUGUUUCUUUAAAUUUCAGUCGGGUUGAUUUCGUCUGCGAUAGACAUCCAGAAAAAAGCAUCAAGAAUUUGGAGAGGGACAAGCGAGCUAUGGGUGGAACUAAUGUCAUUCGUAUAUACAGCGAGCAACAGCGAGUUCCUCGGCAGUGGAAGAAGUUUAUGGCCUCUGGAGAAAACAAAGAAGAAAUUAUGAAAUUUAUCUUCAACACCUGGAGAAAUGCGGAUUCACAGGCUCUGAAAGGCGUCGAAGUGUUUCUCGCACACGAAGACAAAUGUCAUAAGUUAACCGAGUUAUUGGGCGAUAUGAGCUGCACUGAAAUUGAAGAACUUUCCUGUGAUCAUGAGGAAGCAGAUACUCGUAUGAUUGCUCACGCAAGACAUGCAUCCCUGUCUUAUUCCAAUGUCAUCGUUAAGAGUCCGGAUACAGACGUGUUCCUUAUUGCACUGAACGCUAUAAACGACAUUAUUGCUAAUCUGUUUUUUGAAACUGGGAAAGGAAAUGCAACGCGAAUCAUCUCGCUCAACAAGACGAAACAGCAUAUCGGAGAACAAUGGUGUUCCUCGUUAAUAGGCUUCCAUGCAUUCACGGGUAAUUAAACCGAUUUACGUAUACAUACAUACAUACAUACAUAAGAAUCAUUAUGUGGUCACCACCUGAUGUCUCUUCACAGAUGAAGAGAAAAAUACGCUUCAGGGACCAUUUAUUAUUUAUGCCAGGGGGGCCUGCCAAGAUUUAUCAGUUAUUUGAACAAAAUGCCUUGACCCCCCUUUGUACAAAUACAAAAUACCAUUACUCCUCCCUGCACACUUUUAAAAUGCAGACCCUCCUCCCCCCUCCCAUCCCCUAAAUAUGUUGGUGCCAAGCGAGAAAAUUUUGGAAAUUUGAAGUCUCUAUAUUGUCGGAAAUUGCAUUUUUAGAGUUUCUUUCCUAACUUCAAAGUCUUUCGAUCCUGCCCGAGUGUUUCUCGCACACCAAGGUCCCGACCUUGGUAUUACUAGCCCAACGCUGUGCAUCUGAGCUACGCGGUCAAUUCCAAUUACAUAUCUUAUAUUAAAUGUGACAUUUAUGUAUUCAAGGCUUAUCCUUUCUGGAUAGGUUGUGACACAACAAGUGCUUUUUAUGGAAAAGGCAAAGUUAAAGCGUUGAAAAUUGCUAGGACGAACGACGAGUAUGCAAUUCUUUUUGGAAACUUGGGUAAAACCGUCACACUAUCGACACAACUAAAGAAUGGGUUAUACGGUUUCGUGUGUCACCUUUACGGUUACGAAGGUAGGUCUGAUGUUAAUUCUGUUCGGUAUGAAAUGUUUAAAGGCGGCAAAUACGAUGAAGAGUUACUACCCCCGAAUCAAGAUUCACUUGACAACCAUAUACGUCGAGCUAACUAUCAAUGCUACAUCUGGCGACAUGCCGUGCAGCCAAUAUUACGUCUGCCAGACUUUUGCGACCACGGUUGGAAGUUGGAUGAAGAAGGAAAUGUCACAAUUAACUGGAUGUCUCAACUGUUCCAUACAUCAUGA